Suillus subalutaceus is the source of this 1047-nucleotide messenger RNA. RefSeq lists its product as uncharacterized. The coding region runs from base 1 to 1047 and encodes 348 amino acids. Lineage: Eukaryota; Fungi; Basidiomycota; Agaricomycetes; Boletales; Suillaceae. The transcript is spliced from 2 exons. The record is from RefSeq and is a predicted model, not a curated record.
AUGCAAGUGGCAGAUUUCGAGGCCUCCGAAGCCGAGUGGGCGAUCGACAGAAUCUUAUCGCACCACGGGCGACGGACGGACGCCUUGUUUGAAAUUCUGUGGAAGUCAGGGGACAAAACCUGGUUACCUUAUGCGCAAGUUGAAAAAUUGGGCGCACUUACCGAGCAUUUGAGUUUCCUUGGGAUCCAAGAUGUCUCGGAUUUGAUGGACGGCAGUGGGGAACCUCCGAAAGAUGACCCCCAGGUGUUUUUAGGGCACCUUACCUGCGAUGGACUAGCCUAUAAAGUCCCUAUCUCCCACUUCCUCAAAUACUCCCUCGCCUUCUCUAGAUCCUCCAUCACAAACCAUCCCUUGACCAUCCACUCCACCCAGAAACAGCCCAGUAUGGCACCCACUCUGCUCAACCACGUCAGCGCUCGUCACUUCACCUUACCCAACACGCUGGGAGAGGAUGGGGAGAUGCUUGUCACCACCGACAUCCUCCGCGCCUACCUCGAAUACAACACUCACCUCAGAGCCGGCACUGCUGCUCUUCGUUACACGCCCAGCGGGUACGGCAACUUCGCACUGGCCUUCAACCUCAUGCAAACUGAGGCCGGGCGUACCUCUCAGAUGGCGCAAGGGGGCCCCGACGAACCUCGCAUUUCCGGUCCUGCGCCCUCCCUGAUUGACCUCAUAGGAGAGGAGUCAGCUGCGCCUACCCCCGCAUCCCGCGCAUGCACCCCUGAAGGAGGGCAUUACCUCAACCCUCAGAGGGCUGAGCUGCUCAAGGAAGCCCUGUGGAUGAACCUGGAGACGUCAAAGAAAAAUGCGGCCAAAGCAGCCAAAGGUGACCCCAGCAUCCACGGAACUAGACAAGCCACACAACACCAAGAUAGAGGCGAAUGGUCUAGCACAGGCUCUGGAAUGGCCUCCCCCUCGCCUACUGCACUGGCGCGCAUGGAGGUUGACGACGAAGAAAGGUCUUGCACCAAGGGCACUGGGAACACGACAGCAGGGACGAAGGAGACUGACCCUGCUUCGAAGAGGAUUCCGAAGAAGAAGUGA